Molecule: messenger RNA, 3211 nt
Organism: Eucalyptus grandis
Lineage: Eukaryota; Viridiplantae; Streptophyta; Magnoliopsida; Myrtales; Myrtaceae
Product: protein STRUBBELIG-RECEPTOR FAMILY 3
Exons: 17
Coding region: 344-2737 (797 amino acids)
Biological process (GO): protein phosphorylation
Molecular function (GO): protein kinase activity; protein binding; ATP binding
Source: RefSeq, a predicted model, not a curated record
UUUUUAAUCUCUCGAGUCCGAGGGGCAUUUUCUUGAUGCCCUUAUUCUCAGACCCAUCUCUCUCUCUCUCUCUCGCUCUCCCAUUAUCUGAACUCGGCGAAUCUUAACACUUAAGACUCGCCCUUUCCUUUUCUUUUUUUGGCCUUUGAUCUUUGGGUUAAACCGCACACAAACGCCUCCGCCUUUUUUUCCCCCUGCCCUUUUCCCGUUCGCUUGGUAGCUGGUUGCGACGGUCGAGCUUCGGAUUUCCUCUCUGCAUUUUGCGUAAUUCCGUGGCCAUUUCGGUUCUCCAUUGGAGAGUGAGGUACACGUUCUUGUGAGAGAACAGAGAGGAGAUAGAGGGAUGAAGGUGGCGGGGAGAUCAAGGGGGAUAAGAAGAUCCGCAUCUGUUGUGGAUGGGGUGGACUUGAAGAUCUACGUGCAGUUCUUGCUGGGCUUUCUGUUUAUUUUUGCAGCUCGCAUUUCGCUUGGCGAUACUAAUCCUGGCGAUGUUACUGCGAUAAAUAACUUGUAUGUGUCUCUGGGGUCCCCUGCUCUCCCUGGGUGGGUUGCUAGCGGAGGAGACCCGUGUGGAGGCUCAUGGCAAGGAGUUUCUUGCAAUAAUACCGAAAUACAAUCAAUUACUAUUAAUGGAGCCAAUUUGGGAGGCGAACUGGGGGAUAGCUUGGGGUCAUUUGCUUCCAUCAAAACUAUAGAUCUGAGCAACAACCACAUAGGCGGCAGCAUUCCAUCAAACUUGCCUGUUACCUUGCAAACCUUAUUUCUUUCAGCUAAUCAGUUCACUGGAAGCAUCCCAAGUUCUUUGUCUUCUCUGACUGAACUGUCAGCCAUGUCUCUAAAUGACAAUCUUUUGAGUGGUGAAAUUCCAGAUGCUUUCCAAAAUCUUAUAGGAUUAAUCAAUCUCGACUUAUCCAGUAACAAUUUGAGUGGGCAUCUUCCUCCUUCUUUGGGAAAUGUAUCGUCUUUGACCACCCUACGCAUACAGAACAACCAGUUAUCGGGAACCCUUGAUGUUCUACAAAACCUUCCCAUGAGAGAUCUGAAUAUAGAGAAUAACCUUUUCUCUGGACCUAUACCUGAUAAAUUACUGAGUAUACCGAACUUCAGAAAAGAUGGAAAUCCUUUCAAUUCCAGUGCUCCGUUACCUUCACCUUCACCUUCGACCCCAACGGCACCGUCAUCACCAGGAACUCCUUUUUUCGUGGGCGGUGGGCCACCAUCUUCCACCAAAGCACCUCCAAAACAGGCGGAUGGACCGUCUGCGAGAGAGCAAUCAAAAUCUGGUUCCUCGAAAAAGUCAUCCACCAAAAGAAUCGUUUGGAUAGUAAUAGCGGUAGUCAUAUCAUUUAUAAUUUUGGUUUUAGCACUCGUCCUUCUCAUACCUGCAUGUAUUCAAAGAAGACAUGAGAUUGACAGACUUUCCAAGAGCCACAAUACUGGUGCAUAUAAUGGCAAAAGAGAGAAUCCUCGGGAAAAUCCUUCUUUAGGCCCUCCACCGAGUCAUCUGGAUAAAGUACCUAAGGAGACAGCUGUGGUGAAGCUGUCGGAGGAUCAUCAACCUGAGAGCAGGAAAGUGUGGGCUGUUCCGAGGACACAAAAUGAGCGAGAAAGAAAUGCACAGAGAACUGGUCUGAUGCCUGAUCGGGAAGAUCAGGAGAGUGACGUGAGUGCACUUGAGGCGUACUUGAUGCCUCCUCCCCCUCCCCCGCCCCCUCCUCCAACUCCUCCACCGCCUCCUCCACCACCUCUUGAAAUUAUUGUGAAGCCCACUGUGCCUGAACAAACAAUGGCCACAAAGCCUUCCGUGAGAACUCGUAUUCCUCUGGUUUCUGCCAAGUCCUUCACCAUUGCAUAUCUUCAGCAAUACACGAACAGCUUUUCUCAAGAAAAUCUAAUUGGACAAAGUGGAAUGCUUGGUCGUGUGUAUAGGGCAGAGCUUCCUAAUGGCAAGUUGCUGGCUGUCAAGAAAUUGGACAAGAAGGCUCCCAGUCAGCAGAAGGACGUCGAGUUUUUGGAAUUGGUGAACAAUAUUGACAAGAUUCGACAUGCAAACAUUGUGGAACUCAUGGGUUACUGUGCUGAGCAUGGCGAAAGGCUUCUAAUAUAUGAGUACUGCAGUAAUGGGACAUUACAGGAUGCGCUUCAUUCGGAUGAUGAUUUAAAGAAGAAUUUUAGUUGGAAUUCCCGCGUUAGGAUGGCUCUUGAUGCUGCCAGAGCCUUGGAGUACUUGCAUGGGGUCUGUCAGCCACCUAUCGUGCAUAGGAACUUCAAGUCCUCAAAUAUUCUCCUUGAUGAUGAUCUUUCCGUGCGUAUUUCUGAUUGUGGUUUAGAUGCAUUGAUCUCUUCAGGUUCAGUUAGCCAGUUGUCGGGGCAACUUCAAUCUACUUAUGGAUAUGGAGCUCCCGAGUUCGAGUCCGGAAUUUAUACAAUCAAAAGUGAUGUCUACAGCUUUGGGGUAGUCAUGUUGGAACUUCUGACUGGCCGAAAAUCCUAUGAUAAGUCACGAAAUCGGGGAGAGCAAUUUCUUGUCAGAUGGGCAGUCCCUCAACUCCAUGACAUUGAUGCAUUGUCCAGAAUGGUCGAUCCUUCUGUUGAGGGACAGUACCCUGUCAAAUCGCUGUCACGGUUUGCUGAUAUUAUAUCUAGCUGCGUAAAGGCGGAGCCAAGUUUCAGGCCGCAGAUGUCGGAAGUAGUCCAAGACCUCUCAGAUAUGAUCAGGAGGGACCCUCAUCCAUGAGAUCAUGGCUCAAGACCACCAUCAAACAAUCAGUCAAGGAAUGGUGACCUCUACCUUGUUAAUGCCAUUGAAUUGUGAAAGUGAUCUGCUGUGCACCAUGAAGAAUUCUUUUGUCAGCAGGCAAAGCUGAGAAGGAAUGGCCCUAAUAACAUAAGUAAUGUUCUGAUUCGUAUCCUCGACGAUUCGAGCGGGCGAUCUGAUGGUGCCAUAUUCCAGAGGGUAGGGAACUCAAAGAUCUGGCCCCAGUUUGUUUUGCGAUUGUUGCUGUUGUGUGCUAAGCAUCGAGAGAUGAUGUGGGAACGAAGAAUGUCCCUAUAACCCCAAUCGUUUUGGAAAUUAUUGUUUUUAGCCAACUUGAUAAGCGAGGUUCUUUCUACUCGCCUUCCGUCGUGUGUAAAAGGCUCUAUCGGUUUGCCUUGUCUAGUAUAUGCACUCUGUAGAACUGCUCUUUGCCUACGUAAUUCUUCUUCUUCA